Molecule: messenger RNA, 1956 nt
Organism: Babesia bigemina
Lineage: Eukaryota; Apicomplexa; Aconoidasida; Piroplasmida; Babesiidae
Product: myb-like DNA-binding/DnaJ domain containing protein, putative
Exons: 5
Coding region: 1-1956 (651 amino acids)
Biological process (GO): regulation of translational fidelity; 'de novo' cotranslational protein folding
Cellular component (GO): cytosol
Molecular function (GO): ribosome binding; Hsp70 protein binding
Source: RefSeq, a predicted model, not a curated record
AUGACGGAGCGUGGUCCGCUUGCGCUUUGCGGGUCUGCGUUUAACGGCGAGCAGGCGGUGGUGUUCAAGUCGGAGAAGGCUGUACGCCGCGUCGAGCCGGCCGGUUUCGCCUUCUUCCUGAGUCGGGAAUGGCAGCUGCAGGUGCCGUACGAGGACAUGCUUCGGCCGAGGCAGAUCGAGCACGUCGACCGGCCUACGAUCGACCGCGUCGAGGCGUACCUGACCAGGUUGAAAGUGGAGCAACAUGACGGGAAGCACGUGUUUGCGCUGAAGAAGCAGUGGGCGGAUAUUCUGUCCGAGGGCACGCAGACGGCGCCGCUGACCGACCGGUCCGAGGUCGGCACGGAUGACUCCCCGAAGCUGCAGAAGGCCGCCUCGCGUAAAUGCCUGGGUCUGGUCAGGGACUUCGUGGCGAAGAACCAGAACGCGUACGAGCUGCUCAACGUGUGCGACUCUGACGACAUCACGACGAUCAAGGCCAACUACAAGAAGAUAGUGCUGCUGCUGCACCCGGACAAGGCUGCGCACACUCGCGUGCCGCAGGAAAUGGCGCAGUACGCGGCCAAGUACCGGCUGAGGAACCUAUGCGAGGAGGAGCGCAAGCAGCAGUUUUUGCUGCUGCAGGACGCCUUCACCAUCAUGAGCGACCCCCAGCUGCGGCACGAGUACGACUGCAGCCUGCCCUUCGACGAGAACAUACCGACGAAGGAGCAGGUGAGGGACGCGGAAGACUUCUUCGCGCUUUUCGCGCCCGUGUUCGAGCUCAACGCGAGGUGGUCGAACACCAAGCCCGUGCCCGCCAUAGGCGCGCAGGACGCCACUGACGACGAAGUGGACGCGUUUUACGACUUCUGGCGCAACUUCGAGACGACGCGUACGUUCAGCCAUGCGGCGCCGCACCUGCUGGACGACGCGGAGUCCAGGGAGGAGAAGCGCUGGAUGGAGCGCGAGAACCUCAAGGUGCAGAAGAAGCUGGUGAAGAAGGAGAUGGUGCGCAUCCAGAAGCUGGUGGACCUCGCCCAGGCACACGACCCGCGUCUGAAGGCGCGUGCCGAGCGAAGGCGGCUUGAGAAGAUCGAACGGCAGAAACAGAUCGAACAGGAAACGCUCAGGGACCAGCGGGAGCGUGAGGAGGCGGAGGCCAGGCGUCGCGACGAGCUGGAGCGGUCGCUCAACCGGGAAAAGUUUGAGAAGCAGAUCGUGAAGAAGCUGCGUCAACACAUUCGGGCAAUCGGCGCUAAGCUACCCAACGGCGCCGAAUUAUCGCAACAUUUCGACCGGCUAUCGGAGUUGGACUACGAGUUUGUCAAGGAGGCGUGCCAGGACAUUUAUGCGCUCAUCGGCCACGCAACGCAGAUCGAGGGCUGUGAGGAAUCGCUCCAAUUCGUGAAGCGCAUGGACGCCAUCGUCAAGUCCGCCGUGCUGUCCGAUCCCAAGCCGUACGAGGAGGUCCUGCUGCGCGUGUCUGCACAGAUCUCGCCACCCGUGGUGUCCGCGGCAACCGAGGUGAAGGAGGCGAAGCGAACAGACGCGGAGGAGGACGCUCCCGCCCCGUGGACCCCUGAUGAACUAUCGCGACUCUCCAAGGCCGUCGAAUUACACGUGGCGGGUGUCACUGACCGCUGGAGCCUUAUUGCAAAACACGUUAAGACCAAGACGGCCGCGCAGUGCAUCCAGAUGGCCAGAGAGGUAGCUGCUGGGAAGCGGGUCGCUACCGGCGCCGCCAACUCGGCGAGUUCUAGCGUUGUGUACGGUGAGAUGUGGAGUGCUGAGCAGCAGAGCGAGUUCGAGGCUGCGCUUUCGAAGUACCCGUCUUCGUUGGACCCGGCUACGAGGUGGCGCAUGAUCGCGUCUGAAGUGCAGGGCAAAACGCCCAAGGAGUGCCUCAGCAGGUUCAAAAUGAUCAAGGCCACCAUCGCCGCAGCGGCCACGCGAAACUCAAACAACACAAAUUAA